This is a messenger RNA of Musa acuminata subsp. malaccensis (wild Malaysian banana), 2075 nucleotides long. RefSeq names its product multicopper oxidase LPR1 homolog 1-like. Lineage: Eukaryota; Viridiplantae; Streptophyta; Magnoliopsida; Zingiberales; Musaceae. The record is from RefSeq and is a predicted model, not a curated record. Gene Ontology annotation, molecular function: copper ion binding; oxidoreductase activity.
UUAUGGUGGCAAUAGCUGUUGUUCGUCGCAGGAUAUAUACAGAAAAUCGAUGAUGGCAAAGUUGGUGCUCGCUGUUCUCGUCCUAAUCGUCGGCCUCGCUGCCGGAAACCGAUCGCCUCCUGCUGUGACCGAUAAGACCCUUCGAAGGAUAGCUCACUCUCUGAAGAAGUACAUCGAACCCCUCCCCAUCGUGCCCAAGAUCUCUGGCUAUUCCACGCAGGAUGGACAUCCAAAGUCUAUCAGUCUCACCAUUGGCAUGUUCCAUAAGAAAUGGAAGUUCCACCGGGAUUUGCCCGCCACCACCCUCUUCGUCUACGGCGCUAGCCGCGAGGCGGCCACAUUCCCAGGCCCCACCAUCGAGGCCCUGCAGGGGGUCCCACUCAAUGUUACCUGGGAGAACCACCUCCCGGAGAAGCACAUCCUGCCUUGGGACCCGACGGUCCCGGUGGCCAUCGCCAAGCACGGCGGCGUCCCUGCUGUCGUCCAUCUCCACGGCGGCGUCCAUGAGCCGCAGUCCGACGGCAGCGCCUUCGCGUGGUACACCGCCGACUUCCGUGACAAGGGCACCAAGUGGACGCAGGCCACCUACCAUUACCCCAACGUGCAGCACCCUGGCAAUCUCUGGUACCACGACCACGCCCUCGGCCUCACCCGCGCCAACCUCCUCGCCGGCCUCAUCGGCACCUACGUCAUCCGCAACCCCUUGGCGGAGGCCCCCUUCGGCCUCCCCACCGGAGACGAGUACGACCGCCAGCUCGUCCUCGACGACCGGAGCUUCUACGAGGACGGCUCCCUCUACAUGAACUACACCGGCAACAACCCCACCAUCCACCCGCAGUGGCAGCCCGAGUACUUCGGGGAGGUCAUCGUGGUCAACGGCAAGGCGUGUCCGUACCUCGCAGUCCAGGGCCGCAGGUAUCGCUUCCGUAUCCUAAACAGCAGCAACGCCCGUUACUUCAACCUCUCCUUGUCCAACGGCUCGUCCUUCACCGUCAUCGGCUCCGACGUGUCGUACCUCCGGAAGCCCGUCACCGCGUCGUGGAUUCUCCUUGCACCGGCCGAGAUCUUCGACGUCGUCGUCGACUUCUCCGAAUCAAAAACUUCCACCGUCAGGCUAACGAAUAGCGCGCCUUACCCAUUCCCCGGCGGAGACCCGGUGAGCACCCUGAGCAGCAAGGUCAUGAAGUUCGUCGUAUCUCCCAAGAAGACCAAGGACGACUCUAGGAUUCCAGCUAGCUUGAUGACCAAUUACCCCAAGGCGGACGAGAAGGAGGGGACGGUACGGAGGUACAUCGUGUUGUACGAGUACCAGAGCACGACGGGCGAGCCGACGCACCUGUAUAUCAACGGGAAGAGACUGGAGGACCCGGCGACGGAGACGCCGAAGCAGGGGAGCACCGAGGUGUGGGAGGUGAUCAACCUGACAGGGGACAACCACCCUCUUCACCUGCAUCUGGCGACGUUUCAGGCGGUGCGGGUGAGGGAGCUGGUGAAUCUGGAGGCGUUCAAAGCGUGCAUGACGCGGAAGAACGACGCCGUCAAGUGCAACGUGAAGGCGCAUGCGACGGGGCAGCUGAAAGCCGUGCCGGAGCACGAGAAGACGUGGAAGAACAUAGUGAAGAUCGAGCCGGGCUACAUGACCACGAUCGUGGUGAAGUUUAAGCUCAUCGAUAGAGACGCGCACUACCCGUUUGAUGCAACAGCCGAGCCAGGUUACGUCUACCAUUGCCAUAUUCUUGAUCAUGAAGACAACGCAAUGAUUCGACCCCUGCUGCUGAAGCAUUGAUGGAGGACAAAGCGUUCCUCGUUGCAAAUUCCAGCAGCUACAUGUACGUCAUUACAGUACAGCGGUACAAUAGGCUAUAUGUGUUUCAUUUCCUUGCUCCUCUAAUCUCUAUCGUUGGGGUUUUAGAGUUGGGACAUAAAUAAAGCCCGACAAAGGAGUGUUUGUCUUCGUCUACGUAAAAUUUGUAGCCUUGUGAUCGAACGUAUUGUAUUUGUCUCGAGCACUUUGUCAGUUGUUCGUAAAGUGUUCUCCCAAUAAUAAGUCAUAUUUUCCCACAUAGUUAGGAGCA